This is a messenger RNA of Lachancea lanzarotensis, 1947 nucleotides long. RefSeq names its product LALA0S03e00408g1_1. The transcript has a single exon. Bases 1 to 1947 code for a protein of 648 amino acids. Lineage: Eukaryota; Fungi; Ascomycota; Saccharomycetes; Saccharomycetales; Saccharomycetaceae. The record is from RefSeq and is a predicted model, not a curated record.
AUGAGAUCAAUGUCCAUGAACUCGACGAUUGCUGACCGUCGGUCAUUCAUUCAGCCGGGUCAGUCAAGCUCUGGAGAAAAUCCCCCACAAAAAGGUCCAGAAGUGGGCUUGAAAAGCUUAACUUCGAAUGACCCAAGUAUUUAUGAAAGAAGCCCGGAAAACAGAAAAGUCAACGGGAAUCAGACCCCAUAUCCUGUGGAUAACGCAUCUUCAGUCGAAAAAGUACACGAAACGCCUCGAGCGGCCCACACAAAUGCGGAUAUCUUGGAAAACUUGUUCCAACAGCAGAAAAGCCAUGCACCUUCUCUUGCAAGCACCACGAGCGCAGGAGUGAGCAAUUCGCGAAUUUCGCAACAGUGGGUUCACAAUUCCGUUAAACAGCAAGAUCCCCGCUCGCCACUCGUGGUGCUAAUCCCCACAUCGGCCAACCCCACGGAAGUGCUCGCUCAAAGGUUCACAGCAUGGAGAUCCGUAAUCCGCUCCAUCUUAGUGUAUAUGACUGAAACAGUCUCCAUUCAAGACGAAGUGGUUAGACAGCAAUUGCGACUAUCUCAUGCAGUGAAUUUUCCGUUUUUUUCCACGGAAAACCACUUGCAACUUAACACUCCCGAAGAGAAGGCCAUUCAAAGAUUUUUCCUGCCGUUUGGCAACGGUUCCGUUCAGGACCUGCCAAAUAUUUUGUCACAGUACCACUCUCAAAUGGCAAAUGCGGCUUUGAAGUCAUCUAAAGAACUGGCAAAUGAAGUUAUUCCCAGGCUAGAAGAUUUGAGGGGCGACCUGCUCAUAAAAAUUAAGGAAAUUAGAGGCUUGAGCUCGGACUUCAAGAAUGGUUGCAGCAAAGAACUGCAACAAACAAAGAAUGACCUUAAGCAAUUUCAAGAAGCUGUAGAUGCAGCCAGAUACGGGUCUCCAAAACACGACCCUCAUCUGCUCAAAAUCGCACUUGAUAGACAAAUCAGGAAACAGCUGAAUGAGGAAAACCUUCUUCAUGAAGCGUUUGAAAACCUUCAAGGGUCUGGAAGAGAACUCGAAAAAGUUGUGGUCAUGGAGAUUCAAAAUGCACUUACUGUUUACGCGCGUCUUAUGGGACAGAGUGCUCAACUUGCCUUUGAUGUUUUGAUAUCGAAACUCGACACAGGUUUCUUCAAUAAGGAAGCGGAUUUUGAAUGGGACAAUUUCGUCUCCAAAGAUCCCAAUUUCAUACAGCCCAACCUUCCUAUAAGGCAUAUGAGGGAUAUUGUUUACAAACAUCAGGAGGAUCCUUUAACCUAUGAAAUUAAAUCCGGAUUUCUAGAGAGACGCUCCAAAUUCUUGAAAUCGUACUCCAAAGGGUUUUAUGUGCUAACGCCAAGCUACCUGCACGAAUUCAAAACCCCAGAUAGGAAGAGAGAUACUAUACCGGUCAUGUCACUCCCGUUGAAUGACUGUACUGUUGCUGAGCAUUCUAAAAAGGGCUCCUCUGGUUAUAAGUUUAUUUUACAUGCCAAGCAAAAUGGCAUCAUUCAUCGAGGCCAUAACUGCGUAUUCAGAGCAGAAUCCUACGAGUCAAUGAUGGCAUGGUUUGAAGACCUCAAAAAGCUGACCUCGACUUCUAAUCCAGCAGAAAAAGCUAAAUUUGUCACCUCCAAAUUGGAAUUGAACUCUGAUCACAAAGUCUCGAGAAAAGCUUCAUCAAUGAAACCUAAUGGCAGAGCUUUGUCACGUCAACAUUUAUCCACACCACAGCAGCAGCAGGGGCAGGGCACUUUCCCAACACCCAACUUGGACAACCAAACAAAUACUAAUACCUCUGUUUCCAUUCCCGAGACCGAGUAUAAUUUACAUGAAGUUAACAUUGCUCAGCCAAGGAUGUCACAGGGCAGCAGAAAUCAUACUUUUGAUGGAGAUAUCUAUAUUGAAAAUGAACACGACCGUGCUACACGUCCCACAGAUGCCAAACAUUACUAA